CUUAACCUCGCAUAGUUGCAAAAACACAAUCACAACAUAAAAUCGAUGUUUCAUUUCAAUUCGAGUCCUAGAAUGGCGAACUGCCAUAUGUUUGGGAUCCAAAUAUUUUUAUUUAUCUCGGUAUUCAUUCAAAAGACAUGGUGCACAGAUUUGAAGAAAUAUCCUAUGUUAAUGCCCAACAUACAUCCAUACAAGGACGAGUUCUAUGUCUGCACACCUAUAAAAAUAGUACCUGACAAGAAUUUUUAUAUUGUUGGUUUUGAACCAAAUGCCACAAUGAAUGUUGCUCAUCAUAUGCUCCUCUUUGGUUGUUCUGCGUUGGCUUCUUUUGAAGAAUAUUGGGAUUGUGGAGAAAUGUCUCAAUCUGAGCCAGACAGCAAACUGCAAAAAGCAACGCCGUGUGCGCAGGGUAGUCAAGUAGUAUAUGCUUGGGCCCGGAACGCCAAACCAUUAAAACUACCAGAAGAUGUGGGAUUUCUUGUUGGGAAGGACACGCCGAUAAAAUAUUUGGUUUUGCAGAUACAUUAUACCAAAAAAUUUCCUGAAGGACAAACAGAUAACUCUGGAUUAUUUUUGCUUUACACCCAGAGACCGCAAAGCAAGCUGGCAGCUGUUUUAUUGCUAGCAGCAGGAGGACGAAUUCCACCCAAAGAAAUCACGCACAUGGACGUGGAAUGCAAAAUUAACGAAGAUAAAGUUUUACAUCCUUUCGCAUACAGGACGCACACUCAUACAUUAGGUCGAGUAGUUUCCGGAUACAGAGUGACUAGGGAAGAAGGACUGGACCAUUGGCAUCUUUUGGGUAAACGAGAUCCUCUCACCCCUCAAAUGUUUUAUCCAGUAUUUGACCAGACACCCAUAAAACAAGGAGAUAAAAUAGCAGCUAGAUGUACGAUGAACAGUGCUACAAGGGACAGAUAUACUGACGUAGGACCGACAAACAAUGAUGAAAUGUGCAAUUUCUAUCUUAUGUACUACGUUGAAAAAGGUACCCCUUUGGAAAUAGCUAGUUGUUACGAUGUGGGCCCUCCAAAUUAUUAUUGGCGCAACAACGACGAUUUGAAUAAUAUCCCGGAAAAAGAAGCUUCGUCUCUCUACUAGUUUAAAAUGGCGAAUGACCUAAAUAUCUACAUUCUUAGCUCUUGUGAUUUUUUAAGUGUAUUUUUAUAAUGAAUUCAAAUUCAGUAUUUUUUUUGUACUUAAUUUUAUGAAGUAUGCACCAAGGAACUUCAACCAUGGCUGUUUAUAUUUUUAAAAACAAUGUUAUCAACAUUUGUUAUAUUUAGACAAAAUUGGAGAAAUCUCUAAAAAUUUAAGUUUUUUUUUUCUGUACUUACUAUGUAAGUAGCACGAAUCUCACAUGGUGCACUACCAACAAGUUGAUUGUGAUUAUAUUACCUUGAAUUCCAGUAUGUAUAUACCCAAGGUUAGUAUAUACCUACAUUUUAUUUGUGUAUUCUAUAUUUAGUACCUAAACUUCAGGGACUUCUUACCUUAUCAUAUCAUGUAAUGUAUGGUGUAUGCAUUUAAUUGUAUCUCUACUUGCAAUAUCAUGCACAGUUAUGUCCAUUCUCAAUGGCACGUUCCGAUUUUCUAGUCCAAACAAUUUGGAUUUGUUGUUAGUAUGUUGGAUUGAUUGGCGUUACUAAAAGACAAUUAUUUUAAAUAUCUUCAUUAAAAAGCUCAAUUAAUUUUAGAGUAAAAAAAUAGGAUCUGAAAAAUUAAUUGAUUAUGAUCGAUGUACUAACAACAAAAUAAUUUUAGCAAAUUGGUGUUAAUUUAAUGUGGUGACAUUGUAUUGAUUAUGACCUAAAGACAACACAUUAUAAUUAUUAGAUUCUAUAUAGUCAAAUUAUUUAGCAUAAAAAUAAAGCUUUUAGGGAAUAAUAAUUUAAAAAAAAACCUAAACUACCUAUUAUACAUACAGAUUAUAUUUAAAGUUUAAAAAAACAUUACUGAAUAGAUUCAAAAAAUAGUUACAUUAAUUUUUUUCUUUGUUGCUUGAUGUCAACUAGUCAAAAAAUAGGGAUAGGGCAUUAACAUCAACAAAGAGUAUAAUUGAAUUCUAUAUUUUUUUGAAGUAUUUAUUGAAAAGUUGCAAUGUUGUGCCCUAGUCUAUUACAAACUCCGUCAGAAAGAUUCUAUAUUAAAACUGUUAUUUGAUAGUAGCAAAUUUUUUAUCUUGAUAAUAGAGGUAGCUACUUGAGCUAUGUGAUAGUUAAGUAGAGUUGCAUGUUUAUAUUUUAUGGCAUUAAUUUUAUUCUAUUGUGUUACGUUACAGCAGAUAAUAAAGCGUUUUGAACGUGA
Ceutorhynchus assimilis (cabbage seed weevil) is the source of this 2307-nucleotide messenger RNA. NCBI's taxonomy places the organism in Eukaryota, Metazoa, Arthropoda, Insecta, Coleoptera, Curculionidae. The record is from the annotation of a GenBank genome assembly.